Alternaria incomplexa is the source of this 1209-nucleotide messenger RNA. RefSeq lists its product as uncharacterized. The coding region runs from base 1 to 1209 and encodes 402 amino acids. NCBI's taxonomy places the organism in Eukaryota, Fungi, Ascomycota, Dothideomycetes, Pleosporales, Pleosporaceae. The transcript has 5 exons. The record is from RefSeq and is a predicted model, not a curated record.
AUGCCACCACUGCGACCCUACGAAGAUCAGGGUCCUACCAUCCUCGCGAGCACGCUAACCGUCACCGUCGUGGCCGUGCUCACGACAAUUGCGAGGUUCUAUGUCCGGGUUAAGAUGAUCAGGAAUGUUGGUUGGGACGACUAUGUGAUGCUGUUGGCUAUGACAUUGUGCAUUGCUGGUCAAUGCCUUGUUAUACCGCAAGUUCACAUGGGGGCGGGAAAACACAUCGACUACAUCAAGAAGGAAGACUUCGUAGCCGCUCUGAGGUUGAAUCUCAUUUCGCAGCCGAUCUUCUUGUUCGCCAUCUGUUUCGUCAAGGUUUCUGUGGGGUUCUUUCUCCUUCGGAUUGCGGUCGGACGGUUAUACAGGCGCUUGAUUAUCGGCAUCAUGGUCGUCACUCAAUGCAGACCUUUGAGUCUCAUGUGGGAUCAAAGCGUGAAAGGCACAUGCUGGACCAUCCAAACGAGACAAGCCCUCGGCUUCCUGAACAUCGUAUUGAACAUCAUCACCGAUAUCGCCUUCUCAGUGGGCAUACCUAUUCCUAUGCUGUGGGGCGUGCAAAUGAACCGCCGUCACAAAGCGUCCCUCAUCUGUAUCCUCGGCCUUGGUACAUUCGCUACAGUCGCCGCUUUGGUGAAACUGUCCUACCUCCCUCAUUACGGGCGGGAAGGCGACCUCCUCUGGGACUCGCGCGACAUGACCAUCUGGACCGUCGUCGAAUGCAACGUCGGUAUCGUCGCCGGCAACCUCCCCUGCCUCAAACCGCUUUUCCGAUCCAUCCUCGUAUCCACAUACGGCAGCGGCUCCCGCAAGAACUCGCAACCACGAUACUUUUCAGAUGCAUACGGAAAGGGUACAAAGCAGCGCUCUGCGGUCAAAAGCUACGGUCCUCUUGCAUCGAACAAGACAUCAGAUGGCGAGUAUGCCGGUCAUACCGCUGCUGGCAAGUCAUACAUGCUCACAACAAUCGAUGCGACGACCAAGCAAGCCGGAGAUCUAAGCAGGAGUCCAUCCGGAGGAAGCUCGACAAGCGGGGAACGAGGAAGCACGGAGAGCGAUACAAGGCUGCACAACAAAGCACACGGAAGCGGUGGAAUGGGCAACAUCACUGUGACGACAAAGGUAGAUGUGACUGAGUCGAUGCAUUCACACGACAUCUACGAGAGUGGGAGGACGUAUCAGAGACCACAAGCGAAGGAGAUGGUGUGA